Dermatophagoides pteronyssinus (European house dust mite) is the source of this 1059-nucleotide messenger RNA. RefSeq lists its product as uncharacterized. The record is from RefSeq and is a predicted model, not a curated record. NCBI's taxonomy places the organism in Eukaryota, Metazoa, Arthropoda, Arachnida, Sarcoptiformes, Pyroglyphidae.
AUGGAUAAAGUCAAAACACAUCUCAAAAAAAUCUAUAAUUCGAAGAAAAAACGGGAAUUGUGGUUGAAGAAUCGGAAAAGAAUUCGUGAGCAAAUUCACAAUCAACAGGUUAAUUCCAGAAUAUGCGAACAUCCAAUUGAUGAUCAAGAUGCAACAGAAGAAUUCAGAUCAGAACAAAAUGAAUCCAUUGUGGUUAAUGAGUCCAUGGAUUCAAUCAUCAAUUAUUCUGACGAAGAUGAGCUUGUCGAAUCACCAGCCACUCUCAAUAUCAGAGAAAAAAUUCUAUUAUUGUUCUUGAAUCAACUUAAGCACAAUUCAACUAAUCAAAGUGUAGUCGAUUCAGCUAUCGUAACUAAUUUUUGUGUUGGUAAUCCGAUAUUUCCAUUGAGUUAUGCCACACUUCGCGAUAAAGCUAGAAUUUACGAUCCAAUCCUAUCGAAAUAUUAUUACUGUGGUUGUGGCAUUAUUGGUCCAGUUGAUGAAAAAUCAAGUUUAUUAGUUUGCAAAAAGAAAUGCAAACAAGUUAUCGAUUGUAACACAGGCCGUUAUUUUUGCUAUAUUUCAUUAAAGAGUUUACUCGAGUAUUUUAUUCCACAAAUACAUCAAUUUCUACGAUUCAAUCAUUCAGAAUCAUCAUACGAUUCGAAUCAACAAUACCACGACAUAACAGAUGGAUCAGUUUAUCGCAGUAUGGCAGAUCCAAAUUGUUUAAUCAUCUAUUUUGGUUUCGAUGGCGUAUCCUUCACUGAAAAAGGUAAUAAAUCGAUAUGGCCAUUAAUGAUAUACAUUUGUGAAUUGCCAUUUAAUAUGAGAACACAAUUGGCAUUUCCGUUGGCGAUUCAUUCAUGUGUUAGCCCCCCAACUUGUUGGAUGAUCCAACCAUUAAUUGAUGAACUAAUUCAAAUCGAAAAUAAUCCAUUGGAAGUAUCUAUUCUCGAUGGCGAUCGCUGGAUUGAUAAAAAAUUCACAGUCAAACUUCUUUGUGGGAUAUGUGAUGCGCCAGCUAGGGCCAAAGUUUUAAAUACUGUCCAACACAAUGGCUAUUUUGGAUGUUCUCGU